GGGAGAUCAUUCUUUCUCCCACCUGGUAGUUGUUAGUGCAAGAUUCGAGGAAUUCAUCAUUUGGUAGUUGUACUGACGAGAGGAGGAGGAGCAGCGGAAGGAGAGGGUUGGGAAACGUGGAAACGAGAAAGAAAGGACAACUGCUACCAGAAAGUUGAAGGUUUCACUCCAUGAGGAAAAGUGCAUUUAAGUAUAACAUUUUUGUUUGAGCAUCUGCUAAAGAUGUCCUUAAUGAAAAUUCCUGUCGUUGAUGUUCACAUUGACAAUUUUAAAGAGAUAUGGCCGUCUAUGCUGCUUGCAGUAAGGACAGCGAGUUUCAUAGCCCUUGAUACUGAACUUAGUGGACUUGGGGCACGAAAAGCUUUACUGGCACAAUCAGUUGAAGAUCGAUAUAAAGCAAUAUGUCAGGCUGCCAGAACUCGUUCCAUUCUGUCUCUUGGGGUUGCAAGUUUCAAAGAGCUUUUAGACAAACCAGGUAGUACGUAUUUGAGCCAGGUGUACAACCUCACGCUGCUGUGCAUGGAUGAAUAUAUAAUUGAGCCACAAUCUGUUCAGUUCCUGGUCCAGCAUGGCUUUGACUUCAAUAAACAGUAUGCUAAAGGGAUUCCAUACCAGAGGGGGAAUGACAAGCUUUAUGAAUGUCGUGGUCAGAAUAUUAGAGCUCUCUUUCUAGAAAUCAUUCGGUCAAAGAAGCCUUUAGUUCUUCAUAAUGGACUAAUUGAUUUGGCAUUCCUGUACCAGUGUUUUUAUGCUCACCUACCAGACCAACUUAUGACCUUCACAGCUGACCUAUCUGAGAUGUUUCCAGCUGGGAUUUAUGAUACCAAGUAUGUCUCAGAAUUUGAGACUCGCUUUAUGUCGUCCUACUUGGAAUAUGCCUACAAAAAGUGCAGAAGAGAGAAUACCAAAUUAACUGAUGCGAAUAACAGCCAUCUCUCCAUUGAGUUCUGCAAUUACCGACAGGGAUUUGUGGAUUAUAUUGAUUAUCGCUACUGCAACCUCCCUGAGGCGGACAAGGAUGUAACAGAACAGAAAAAAGUCGAAAUAUGUGAACAAUUUUCUGCUUAUGGAUGGUGUCGUAAUGGAAUGAAAUGCACACAGUCACACAAUAUUGACCUCAUCAUUGACGAAGAUGAACAGAUCAAGGAUGUUAAGAGAAAGAGGAGAAAGGCCAGAAGACGACGGAAGCAGCAGGCAGUGGAUUUGAGUGAUAGUGCUGUGGAACCAGAGUCAAUAGAUAAUGUGACUCCUAACGAUGGCCCUCCACAAAAGUUGCUGUGUGGCAGUAGCGAUGAGCAACCAGAAAAAAUGGACACUAGAGAGGUUCAGGGAAAGCUUUUAAGUGAUAUACAAGCUUCCAAUGGCACCAUUCAUGAAAAGAACACUGAAGAUGAUCACUGUUCAGGAACAGAUAUGCAGGACUUAAGCAACAGUAAAAAGGAAAAUAAUCCUGGGAAUCAAAUGUGUUCAGCAAAUGAAACUGUGGAAAGGAACAAAAUGGAAAAAUGUGAUGGAGGUACGCACCGUGCUGGAUUUGAUGCAUUCAUGACUGGAUUUAUAAUGGCUUAUAUUAUGAUGUGGAAAAAUAACGAUAAUAGCACAGCCACAGAUCCUUGGCUCCCAGACUGCCGUAAUAAACUUUAUCUGAGUGGGAAAUCCAUACCCUUACAGAUUUCUAAAAGUUCUUUUUCAAAAUCUUCAAAAGCUCACAAGGCUAAGAUUGAAUUGGUGUGGGGCAAACACUGAGAUCUGGGCCACAAAGUUUAUGGCAAAUAGUUUUAGAAAUAAAUGAUUUCCAAAACACUCGUUUCCUUUUAUGGUCUUGUUUAAAGUAAAUGAUAAAUUUCUUAAAAAAAAAAGAUAGUUAACUUCAAAAUAUCUGGUCUAAGCAAAUAUCACAAUUAUUUUACUUUUAUUUGGAAAGUGAUGAAUAGUACAGCCUCAAAUUGAAAUCUGAUAAAGCAUAAGUAUCGAUAGACUGCCUUUUUCUUUGAGGUACUCUGGAUAUUAAUUUAAAGAUUUAAUCUUCCAGUUAUUUAUAUUGCACACAGGACAUUGCUUGCUGUUUGAGUAGCUUUUUUAAUUACUUUAUCCACCUUGAAAGCAUUUGGGAGCAAAACACAAUGGAGAAACUCAGCAGGUCAAGCAGCGUCUAUGCAGAGGAAUAGAGUUGUGUUUGACCAAGAGUUCCUCAGUAUUUUGUGUGUAUCGCUCUGGAUUUCCAGUAUUGUGUUUUUGAAGUCAUUUGAUCAUAAAGCACUUUAAAAAUC
Molecule: messenger RNA, 2270 nt
Organism: Hypanus sabinus (Atlantic stingray)
Lineage: Eukaryota; Metazoa; Chordata; Chondrichthyes; Myliobatiformes; Dasyatidae
Gene: toe1
Product: target of EGR1, exonuclease
Exons: 8
Coding region: 223-1746 (507 amino acids)
Biological process (GO): snRNA 3'-end processing
Cellular component (GO): cytoplasm; Cajal body
Molecular function (GO): metal ion binding; 3'-5'-RNA exonuclease activity; snRNA binding
Source: RefSeq, a predicted model, not a curated record